Messenger RNA from Paracoccidioides brasiliensis Pb18, 2175 nucleotides. RefSeq names its product ATP-binding cassette long-chain fatty acid transporter PXA2. The record is from RefSeq and is a predicted model, not a curated record. Gene Ontology annotation, biological process: long-chain fatty acid import into peroxisome; very long-chain fatty acid catabolic process; fatty acid beta-oxidation. Gene Ontology annotation, molecular function: ABC-type transporter activity; ATP hydrolysis activity; long-chain fatty acid transmembrane transporter activity. The transcript is spliced from 4 exons. Bases 1 to 2175 code for a protein of 724 amino acids. Gene Ontology annotation, cellular component: peroxisomal membrane.
AUGGCUGCACAAUCCAAGUUCUCCCUCCAAGAGGCCUCUCUUAAAUCCCUCCUCUCCUCCUUGACAACCAAUUACCUCAAACAUCGCAAGCUCAUCUCCCGCAGCGUCUAUCUGGCCCUCUUCCUCACCCUCGUUAAGCGCAUUCACAAUGCCGUUGGGGAGCAGAAAGCGGCAGCCCAGCGCAUAGCGGAGAUCCGCGGACGACCUGGUACUAGUAAGAUUGAUAGUAUUUCCGAUACUAAUGGCGGUAUAAAUAAUGGUAGAACGGGUAACAACGGAGAAGAAAUCACGGCGCGCAAGAAGGUUGAGUUGAAUUGGGAAUUUGUUAAGGAUCUGCUGCGCCUGUUGAGGAUUGUUAUUCCCGGAUGGAAGAGUAAGGAACUAAGGCUUCUCCUUAGCCAUUCGUUCUUUUUGAUCCUGCGCACGUUGUUGAGUGUGUAUGUUGCGGAGCUGGAUGGAAAGUUAGUUAGUAGUUUGGUGCGGGGGAAGGGGAGGGAGUUUUUGCUCAGUCUUACGUGGUGGAUGGCCGUGGCGGUUCCGGCUACUUUUACGAAUUCGAUGCUUUCAUAUCAUCAAUGCCAACUGGCGCUGCAAUACCGAAAACGUCUAACGGAAUAUGUGCAUGAUCAUUACCUAUCGAACAUGUCCUUCUACACACUAUCCGCUUUGGACGACCGGAUCAAGAACCCCGACCAACUCAUAACGGUUGAUAUCUCGCGGUUCUCAAAUAGUCUGGCAGAGCUUUACUCCAACCUCGCCAAACCGAUUCUCGACAUGGCCAUUUACAAUUAUUCCCUUUCGAAGAGUGUGGGUGGCGAAAGCCUUUUUCUCAUGUCCCUUCUUGUCCAAUUAUCUGCGAACGCGAUGCGCGCAUUAACGCCACCGUUUGGGAAAUACGUUGCCGAUGAAGCACGGUUGGAGGGAGAGUUUCGAUUCCAGCACACAAGGCUCAUUGAUUACAGCGAAGAGAUUGCCCUGUACCGCGGCCAUGAGACGGAGAAGGAUACGUUGGAUAAGGGGUAUUUUACACUGAUCAAGCAUGUGAACCGCAUCCUGCGGCGAAGGCUAUACUAUGGUUUCAUGGAGGAUUUUGUGAUUAAGUAUUUCUGGGGCGUUCUGGGAUUGGUUCUCUGUAGUGUUCCAGUCUUCUUCAAAAUUCCGGGACAAGUUACGGCAACAAUGGGAGACAGGACGGAGAGUUUCGUUACAAAUAGACGCAUGCUCUUGUCCUCUUCCGACGCUUUUGGACGAGUGAUGUUUUCAUACAAGGAAAUUUCUCAACUCGCCGGCCACACCGCCCGCGUAUCAUCCCUUCUCGAAGUUAUUGACGAUGUUUCGGCCGGCCAUUUCGAAAAGAAGCUCGUUUCUUCUGCCUCUACUGACGAAAAUGCCGCCGUCCUCAGUGGCCGCGGCACCAUCGUGGAGAGUGACUUCAUCGAAUUCACUGAUGUCCCCAUAGUCUCUCCUAAUGGGGACGUUCUGGUCCAAAAGCUAUCCUUCUCCGUUUAUCCUGGCGAUCACCUCCUCAUCGUCGGUCCCAAUGGGUGCGGGAAGUCCUCUCUCUUCCGAAUUCUGGGUGGUCUGUGGCCAGUCUACGGCGGGAUAGUCAAGAAGCCAUCCUUCGAGGAUAUCUUCUACAUCCCACAACGCCCUUACCUAUCCCGCGGCACACUGCGACAGCAAGUCAUCUACCCAGACGGCCUAAGUGAAAUGCAUGCCAAGGGUGUUACGGAUGAAGACCUCUAUAAGAUUCUUAGUAUCGUAGAGAUUGCCUCCAUCGUCGAUAGGCCUGGCGGGUGGGAUGCGGAGGAGGAGUGGCGUGAUGCACUUUCUGGUGGCUUGCAGCAACGGAUUGCUAUGGCGAGGCUCUUCUACCAUAAGCCCCGGUUUGCGAUUUUGGACGAGUGCACAUCCUCCGUCACUCUGGAGAUUGAGAAAGUUAUGUAUGAGACUGCGAAGAAGCUAGGUGUGACACUAAUGACUGUUUCUCAUCGGCGGAGUUUAUGGAAAUAUCAUAAGAAGAUAUUGCAGUUUGAUGGACAGGGGAAUUAUAUUUUUACUGGCUUGGAUUGGGAGAAGAGGUUGCAGCUUGAAGAUGAGAAGGAAGAAAUCGAGCUCCAACUGCGUGCGGUACCAGACUUGGAAAAGAGACUUUCGGAACUAACUGCGUCAUGA